This is a messenger RNA of Ceratina calcarata, 424 nucleotides long. It is a transcript of the gene kud, whose product is annotated as oligosaccharyltransferase subunit 5 kud. The transcript is spliced from 3 exons. Bases 88 to 330 code for a protein of 80 amino acids. The record is from RefSeq and is a predicted model, not a curated record. Lineage: Eukaryota; Metazoa; Arthropoda; Insecta; Hymenoptera; Apidae. Gene Ontology annotation, cellular component: oligosaccharyltransferase complex.
UGUAUUUACUUGAAGUUUGCAGCAUAUAGUUGCACGCAGAUUUACGUGUCUCUAAAGUAAGCCACGUCAAAAUAUUUAUUUGACACAAUGGUGGAAAUCGAGUCUAUGUCAAGAUAUGUCUCUCCCAUAAAUCCUGCAAUUUUCCCACUACUGGCAGUGGUUUUACUAGGAAUUGGAAUAUUCUUUACAGCAUGGUUCUUUGUAUAUGAAGUGACGAGUACAAAAUUUACGAGGGAUCUCUUCAAAGAGUUGUUAAUAUCUUUAGUCGCGGCAAUAUUUUCUGGUUUCGGUGUAUUAUUUUUACUACUUUGGGUUGGAAUUUACGUAUAGAUUAAUCCUGGCACUGAACACAAAUAAUUUUAAUGUUACACCUGUAAUAGCACAUAAAUAAUAACAUAAGAAUUCCACAUAAUAAGAAUAAAAA